Annulohypoxylon truncatum is the source of this 2356-nucleotide messenger RNA. Its product is annotated as DUF726-domain-containing protein. The record is from RefSeq and is a predicted model, not a curated record. The coding region runs from base 40 to 2094 and encodes 684 amino acids. Lineage: Eukaryota; Fungi; Ascomycota; Sordariomycetes; Xylariales; Hypoxylaceae. The transcript is spliced from 3 exons.
AUAGAAAUCUAUUUUUCAGUGUAUGACGAAUCUUCAUCCAUGUUUCGAAAAGCCAACAAGUUUUUGAGUGGUGGUGGCGAUGCGGAGCCAACAAAGGCGCAAGACGAUGAAGGCGAGUCGCUCACAACAGUGCUCGAAAACGAUGAAGAUCGUAGCGCCCUUACAAUUCUGAUUUGUGACAUCACUGAACUUAUGCGCAAGCGGCUCAUCGACACAUUUAAUCCUAAAGAAACGGGUUCUCAGCUUGGCCAAGUUGCCACACAUACGGAUGAAAAUGGCGUGCCUCUCGGCCUCGAUCAAAUGUCCGACGAUGAACAAAAGAAGGAAACGCAGGAGUCAUCCGAGAAAGAAAGUGCUGAGCUAUCUAAGUUGGAGAGGGAACUUGGCGAAGAGAAAAUGGUCGCGUUGAAGACUAGUGCUCUGAAGUUCUUUGAUGACUGGAGAGACAGCAUCAUUAUCCGCGUCGGGGAAGUCGUUAAUUCGAGAGAGACGGCCCAGAAACAGUCGAAGCAAGCGAAACCAAAAGAAACUUCGAGUUCAGAUCUCGAAUCAAAUCUAGACGAAACUGUGGCCGGUGAGAAUGAGGGUCUGAUUGCAGAAGUGCUGCUAAAAAUAUACGCCCCUAUUGAAACUCCACUGCGCAAAGUAGCCAGGGAGAAGAGGAUGUUGAUUCUUCACUCAGUUCUCUUACUUGUCCUGAGCCUAGAGCAUUACAACGCGCACUCACGAAUCCUCCUGCUAUACUUAACCACAAGUCUGGGACUCCCAGUCACAGUACUUUCCGAAGACGAACAGAAGGUCGCUCGUGGCCUCCUGACGGCAGCCGAGAAGAUGUCGGCUGAUGAGGAGGCCAAGGAACGAGCUGACCAAAAUCGCACAGCCCGUAGGUGGAAAAUGGGCAUCGCUGGAGUUGCCGGCGCAGCUCUCAUCGGCAUCACAGGCGGACUAGCAGCACCUCUCUUAGCCUCUGGCCUCGGCACCGUCUUGGGUGGAAUUGGUCUCGGGGCCACUGCUACUGCGGGAUACCUUGGAGCCCUAGCUGGAAGUGGUGUACUGGUUGGCAGUCUAUUCGGGGCCUACGGUGCUAGAAUGACAAGUAAAGCUAUGGAGCAAUAUACCAGAGACGUAGAAGAUUUCGCAUUUGUGCCCACCUAUCAACCAGAGUGUGAAAAAGAAGCACGCCGCUUACGGGUUGCUAUUGGUAUAUCAGGCUGGCUGGGUAAUAAAGAUGACGUAGUAGGGCCUUGGAAAUGCAUUGGACCGGGUCAAGAGACGUUCGCUCUCCGCUUUGAGCUUGAAUCUCUGAUGAAUUUAGGCAAUGCGCUCACUACUCUAGUCACCUCCACCGCUUGGUCGUACGCAAAGUCCGAGAUCAUCAAACGCACCUUAUUCGCUGCCCUGACGGCUGGAUUAUGGCCAUUAGCCCUGCUGAAAGCCCGUCACCUCAUCGAUAACCCUUGGUACGUCGCCAACCAGCGAGCGCAGAAGGCCGGAGAGGUGCUUGCGGAUGCUAUCAUCAAUAAAGCACAAGGCGAACGACCUGUCACGCUCGUAGGAUAUUCACUUGGUGCGAAAGUUAUCUGCGUGUGCCUUCAACAGCUCGCCGAGCGAAGAGCCUUUGGGCUUGUUGAAAAUGCAAUAAUACUAGGCGCACCGGUUCCGAGUAACUCUGCUGACUGGCGCCGGUUUCGCUCUGUGGUCACUGGCAGAAUUGUUAACGCCUACAGCACGAAAGAUUACAUCCUCGCUUUCUUGUCCAGAACUAGUAGCAUCCAGUUCGGCGUAGCCGGACUGAGCCCAGUACUCGACGUAAAAGGAGUCGAGAAUGUCGAAGUUGGAGAUCUAGUCAAUGGCCACACAUUAUAUCGUCAUGCGACCGCUCCUAUCCUAAAGCGAAUUGGUUUCGAGGAUCUCGAUUUUCAGGAACUGGGGCAUGAAGAACAGAAGCUCGCAGAGCAAGAGAAGGACGAAGAAAACCAGCGUAAAGCCGCUGAAACCGACAGCAAUCUAUCAGUCGCUAGUGGUGAGGAGGGCAUGAGUGACGAGGUCAAAAAAAUGGAACGGGAAAUAGAGCAAAAAAAUAAUACAAAAUAGCCCGACCAAACAAGAGUGGUUAGAACCAUUGGUAUUACAGAAAAUACAAACAUUUGAGGAACAUUCGAGGAUAUGAAAUUGUUGAGUUUAUAUAUUUGCAAUGCUCAUGGCAAUGAAGAGAUGCAAACACGAAAAAAGGAGGCAAUCAGAGAAAUGGAAUGCCCGUUUCCAACACAGAUAAUCGCCAUUAUUUUAAGUACAUACCUAGUGCUUCCAGUCGCCCCCUAUAUUCUGAGUAGAAGCAAUUACAUCAAAGACUUAA